Molecule: messenger RNA, 1266 nt
Organism: Alternaria atra
Lineage: Eukaryota; Fungi; Ascomycota; Dothideomycetes; Pleosporales; Pleosporaceae
Exons: 6
Coding region: 1-1266 (421 amino acids)
Biological process (GO): glucan catabolic process
Cellular component (GO): extracellular region; cell surface
Molecular function (GO): glucan exo-1,3-beta-glucosidase activity
Source: RefSeq, a predicted model, not a curated record
AUGAUUUUCAGUCGCGCAUUUGUGGCUUUGUCACUAUGCGCCAGCGCGAUUGCAGCUCCGACUGAGAAGCGUGCAGUCGACUUCAGAUGGGGCUCAGACAAGAUUCGUGGUGUCAAUAUUGGCGGAUGGUUGGUCUUGGAACCUUGGAUUACGCCGUCGAUCUUUGAUGGGGCAAACCAGGGUCGUCCGCAAAGGGACAUUGUCGACGAGUUUACCUUGGGCCAGAAGCUUGGCAAAGACACGGCGCUUAGUAUCCUGCGCAAGCAUUGGGACUCUUUUGUUAGAUGGGAAGACUUCAACAAGAUCAAGCAGUCUGGUUUCAAUGUUGUUCGUAUCCCUGUCGGAUUCUGGGCAUACGAUACCUUCGGUACAGCUUAUGUCAGCGGUGCGAAUGUCUACAUUGACGCCGCUAUCGACUGGUCGCGAAGUUUAGGGCUCAAGAUCAUCAUCGACCUCCAUGGCGCACCAGGCUCCCAGAACGGAUACGACAACUCCGGCCAACGGAUGGACGUCCCACGCUGGCAACAAGGCGAUACCGUCAAACAGACUCUGCAAGUUCUUCGGACCAUUCAGCAGAAGUAUGCACGGACAGAGUACCAGGACGUCGUCAUCGGUAUCCAGCUUCUCAACGAGCCUGCGUUGUACACUGGUCUUAGCCUGGACGUGACUAAGCAAUUUUAUCGCGACGGUUAUGGCCAGACUAGGGAGGUCUCAGACACCCCAGUGAUAAUUCACGAUGGUUUCAAGCCACCGAACACUUGGAAUGGUUUCCUCACCCCGUCAGAUGCAAACGCGGUAAACGUCGCUAUCGACCACCAUGAAUAUCAAGUAUUUGACAGCAACCUUCUUCGCAUGUCACCUGCGGACCACGCAAGAUACGCCUGCAGUAACUCUGAGACGUACAGUGGUGCGGAUAAGUGGACUUUUGUUGGCGAGUGGACAUCGGCCAUGACAGAUUGCGCAAAGUACCUCAACGGCUUUGAUCGCGGUGCUCGCUACGACGGCACCCUCUCAGGUAGCUCCAGAAUCGGGUCUUGCGACUGGCAAAACGACAUCUCGCGAUGGUCAGCCUCUUACAAAGAUGACUCUCGACGCUAUAUCGAGGCCCAGAUCGCCGCAUUUGAGUCUAAGACUCAGGGUUGGUUCUGGUGGAACUUCAAGACAGAGGGUGCGGCUGAAUGGGACGCCUUUCGACUUAUCGACGCCGGUGUCUUUCCGGCGAUCAGAAACGGUCAGGUGGAAUACAAGUUCGCCACUAUUUGUUAG